Pelobates fuscus (common spadefoot toad) is the source of this 3654-nucleotide messenger RNA. RefSeq names its product ubiquitin specific peptidase 20 (gene USP20). The transcript has 25 exons. Bases 153 to 2813 code for a protein of 886 amino acids. Gene Ontology annotation, cellular component: cytoplasm. Gene Ontology annotation, biological process: protein deubiquitination. Lineage: Eukaryota; Metazoa; Chordata; Amphibia; Anura; Pelobatidae. The record is from RefSeq and is a predicted model, not a curated record. Gene Ontology annotation, molecular function: cysteine-type deubiquitinase activity; zinc ion binding.
UCCGCCCCCAUACUGGCAGCUCGGGGCGGGGUUCAGAUUCAGCCGUCAACAGCUGCAGGGAGAGGGGACCCGUGUCCUACCUGGCAUGGCAUAGGGAGCAGAUUGGAGCCUGGUGAGGAAACGCCAGGUUUCUUCCUCAUCUCACUAAGAACAUGCCUGACACUAUGGGAGAAGUUGAUGAUUUUUGCCCUCAUCUAGACUCCAUCGGAGAAGUCACCAAAGAGGAUCUCAUUCUGAAAUCCAGAGGAUCGUGUGAAUCAUGCAGUGCUGGCGGUCCAAACCUGUGGGCGUGUCUACAGGACAGCUGUCAAUAUGUGGGCUGCGGAGAGUCCUAUGCAGAUCACAGUACGUUACACGCACAGGCUACGAAGCACAAUCUCACGGUGAACCUGACCACGUUCCGUGUGUGGUGCUACUCCUGUGAGAGAGAAGUUUUCCUAGACUGCCGGGCACCACCUCCUCUCCAGACAAACUCCCCUAAACUCAGCCACAGGGAUGUAUCAUCUCCCACUCAUCCAUUGAAGUCUGUCCCCAUUGCUGUUGCAGAUGAAGGCGAGUCUGAGAGCGAUGAUGAUGAUGUAAAGCCCAGAGGUCUUACUGGGAUGAAAAAUAUCGGAAACUCCUGUUAUAUGAAUGCAGCCCUGCAAGCUCUCUCCAACUGUCCUCCAUUGACACAGUUCUUCUUAGAGUGUGGGGGCCUGGUACGGACAGACAAGAAGCCAGCACUAUGCAAGAGCUAUCACAAACUCAUCUCGGAGCUGUGGCACAAGAAACGACCCAGCUAUGUGGUGCCCUCCAGUCUGUCUCAUGGAAUCAAGCUAGUUAACCCAUUGUUCCGAGGAUAUGCCCAGCAGGAUACCCAGGAGUUUCUGCGCUGCCUUAUGGACCAGCUUCAUGAAGAAUUAAAGGAGCCUGUACUUAGUGAGAGCCGGGAGCGAGAAGAGGAAGAAAGAGAGGAGCAGCGGGAGGGAGAUCGUGGCACCAAUGAGGAGGACUUUUUGUCAUGUGACUCGGGAGGCGAGAUGGGGGAUGGUGAUGGUGGUGGAGUGGUGGGCUCCCUUGCAGAAAUGGAACUGCUGAUUCGGGAAGAGUCAGGAAGGGGCCUAUCUGAAAAGGAAAAACUGAAGGAAAGAAGGCUCUCAUACUGUCACAGGAGGACCAGCUCAGAGCAGGCAGACGAGGAUGCAGAUGUGGACACUGCAAUGAUACCAGAGCCUGAUAAUGAAGCCUACAUGCACUGCUCGUCCCGACCCUGCAGCCCCCACCCUCCAGAUUCACACCCUAAGAUCUCCAACAACCCCCCUCGUUCUAGUCCCCUACGCUCUGGACACUAUGUCUUGAAGAAAGCUCAAGUUCUGAAUGGUGGAAAGCGUCGGUCUGAGAUCCGAUAUCGCAGUGUCAUCUCCGACAUCUUUGAUGGAUCAAUCUUAAGCCUGGUCCAAUGUCUAACCUGCGACAGGGUGUCUACCACAAUCGAAACCUUUCAGGACCUGUCUCUGCCCAUCCCAGGAAAGGAGGACCUAGCAAAACUCCACUCAUCCAUCCACCAGAGCGCUGUUGUUAAGGCUGGCACCUGUGGUGAUGCCUAUUACUCUCAGGGCUGGCUUGCCUUCCUUGUGGACUACAUUCGUAGGUUUGUAGUUUCUUGCAUACCUAGCUGGUUCUGGGGUCCAGUUGUAACACUGGAGGAUUGCCUGGCUGCUUUUUUUGCUGCUGAUGAACUAAAAGGUGACAAUAUGUACAGCUGUGAACGCUGUAAGAAGCUACGAAAUGGUGUGAAAUAUUGUAAAGUUUUACGCCUGCCGGAGAUCCUCUGCAUUCACUUGAAACGGUUCCGGCAUGAGGUGAUGUAUUCCUUUAAAAUCAGCAGCCAUGUAUCGUUCCCCUUGGAAGGACUCAACCUCCGGCCUUUCCUGGCUAAAGAAUGUGUCUCCCGCGUCACCAACUAUGACUUAUUGGCAGUAAUUUGCCAUCAUGGGACUGCAGGCAGUGGCCAUUACAUAUCCUAUUGCCAGAAUGUAAUUAACGGGCAAUGGUACGAGUUUGACGACCAAUAUGUCACAGAAGUGCACGAGACAGUGGUUCAGAAUGCAGAGGCUUACGUCCUUUUCUACAGGAAGAGCAGUGAAGAUGCAGAACGCGAGAGACAGAAGGUUGUGUCGUUGGCGGCCAUGAAGGAAUCGGGUCUCUUACAAUUUUACAUCUCUCGGGAAUGGCUAAACAAGUUCAACACGUUUGCUGAACCUGGACCAAUAAGUAACCAGAGUUUUCUGUGUUCACAUGGAGGUAUCCCCCCAAACAAGUAUCACUACAUCGAUGACUUGGUGGUAAUUCUGCCGCAGAGUGUAUGGGAAUAUUUAUAUAACAGGUUUGGAGGAGGCCCAGCUGUGAAUCAUUUGUAUGUAUGUUCAAUCUGUCAAGUGGAAAUUGAGGCUUUGGCGAAACGCAGGAAGACGGAGAUUGAUACCUUUAUCAAGCUGAAUAAGGCAUUCCAGGCAGAGGAGUCUCCCAAUGUUAUAUACUGUAUCAGCAUGCAGUGGUUUCGGGAAUGGGAAUCGUUUGUCAAAGGCAAGGAUAACGAUCCCCCAGGUCCGAUUGAUAACAGUAAGGUGGCAUUAACCAAAAGCAGCGGGCAUAUUCAGUUAAAGCAAGGAGCUGAUUAUGGACAAAUAUCUGAAGAGACGUGGAACUUCCUUUACAAUAUUUAUGGGGGUGGACCAGAGAUUGCCAUAAGGCAAGCCGUGGCCCAGCCACAGGAGGUGGAAAGCCAACAUGGAGAACAGAAGAUUGAAGCAGAAACCAGGGCUGGUUAAUAAAAACUUAGUCCCUGAUUGAUCUACUCAUAUUGCAAGAGCCUUGGUCGCUACUUGUCCAAAAGACGCACUUCUUGAAGCACUUUGAGAAUGAGAUGUGUGCACAGACACCGUGUUUAAUCCUUUGUAUUGUUUGGAUAUAAUGUUACAGAUAGUAAAAAAAAUAUUUAAGAAACAAAAAAAAGCUUAUUUAACUUCCCAGGUCUUGGUUUACUGAACUAUGGAUUAGUGUAAAAAUUAUGCUCAGCAGUGAUACAAGAGCUGUGACGAAGAUCCUUUGUCGUAGAGGAACAAAAAACAUAUUGAUGAGCGUGUAAUCACUGAGGGACUACCACCUAGAAAACAGCAUUGAACCAAUGUUUGGCACGGGCACCCAGCCAUGUAAUGAAGAAAGGAACAGACCUGCCUAAAGCCAGCUUGCCAAUACUUAGAGUACUUGCCUUCUCGAUACAAUGCAACACAUAUUUGAACUGAGACAUGGCCUAUUACUGUUGCACAGAAGUAGACGCUGCAGCCUUAUACAAUGCUCACUCAGUGGUGCCCCCUUGCUGUGGUAAAGCAAUUAGAAAAAAAAAAGAAAAUAAAGCAAUUUGCAAUCAAAUAUUUAUAAUGCAAGCACUUAUCAAUACGUAAUCUCUGUCAACACAAGGACUGCUGUAGAGUUCCAUUUUCCAUUAGACAAUGAAGAUACAAUUUUAGAAGCCCUUUAGCUUUUUUUCCUCUGCUGGUAUCUGCCUCAGAACUACUGUUCCUCCUUACUCACUGUGAUGUGCAUGUUGGUGUUUUAACUGUUUAAACUAUUCUGUACAGAUUCAGUAUUACAAGGCUUGUGCUAAGCUAA